AGCGGCCGCUGGAGCGGAGCGGCGCCGGCGAGCACGUUCCAGCUUGAUGUCACCUGAUGUACAGACGUGCUACGAAUUGCUGACGCCGGAGGACCCCGACGCCAGGCACGGAGAACCAGGCGCCGUCGUGGAGUGCGACUGGCUGCGUUAAAGGGCUUUUUAAAUUUGCUCGUCUGGCGCAGGCAUGACGAGAUGGGCGUAGCGAUGGGACUCCCUGCGGGUCGCCGGCCUCCUCCCUCCUGCCUCAUCGUCCUGCUGCUCAAGCUCUUGGCCGCCGCAUCCCAGGGGCUGCCGGGGAGCGGGCCCCUGGGCUUCCACUUCACGCACCCCGUUUAUAAUGCCACUGUGCACGAGAACUCGGCCGCCAGGACCUAUGUCAGCAGCCCCGGCAGGAUGGGCAUCGCCCUGGCCGACCGGUCCUGGGACGUCAAGUACAGGGUGGUGUCGGGGGACGAGGAGGGCUUCUUCAAGGCAGAGGAGGUGCUCAUCGCAGACUUCUGCUUCCUCAGGAUCCGAACGAAAGGCGGCAACUCGGCGAUCCUGAACAGGGAAGUGCAGGACCACUACCUGCUGGUGGUCAAAGGCUCUGUCAGAGGAGAGGACCUGGAGGCCUGGACCAAGGUGAGUGUCCAGGUGCUGGACAUGAACGACCUGAGGCCUCUGUUUUCACCCACCACGUACUCGGUGACCAUAGCCGAGAGCACGCCGCUGCGGGCCAGCGUGGCCCAGGUGACUGCCACGGACGCAGACAUCGGCUCCAACGGCGAGUUCUACUACUAUUUCAAAAACAGGGUCGACCUCUUUUCUGUGCACCCCACCAGUGGCGUCAUCUCCCUGAGUGGGCGGCUGAACUACGACGAGCAGGCCCGGCACGACCUGGAGGUGCUGGCCGUGGACCGGGGCAUGAAGCUCUAUGGCAACAACGGGGUGAGCAGCACCGCCAGGCUGCACGUGCACGUGGAGCGGGUGAACGCCCAUGCCCCCACGCUGCGCGUGGCUGCCUUCGCCCCCUCCCCACUGGAUGCAGAGCCCACCUACGCGCUGGUGACCGUAGAGGAUCUCGACGAGGGGGCCAACGGGGAGGUGGAGUCCGUGUCCAUAGUGGCGGGGGACCCGCUGGGCCAGUUCUUCCUGGCCAGGGACGAGACGUGGACACAUGAGUACCGGGUCAAGCAGCGGCGGCCGGUGGACUGGGCCAGCUUCCCCCUGGGCUGCAACCUCACCCUGCAGGCCAGGGACCGGGGCUCGCCGCCACGGCUGUCGGCAGCCACGCUGCUGCGCGUGCCCAACCCCCACAGGAACGUGGCCCCCGUUCGCUUCGAGAAGGAGCGGUACGAGGUGCGCGUCAGUGAGUUCGCCCCACCGGGCGUGGCGGUGGCCGUGGUCAAACUGCGCCCUGAGCCGCUAGGCACCGAGUACAGGCUGUCCCCCGGGGAGGACGCCCGGAGCUUCAGCAUCAACGCACGGUCUGGCCUCAUCGUCACAGCGCAGCCGCUCAGCGCCGCCCACAAGGACCUCUACCAGCUGGAGGUGACCAGCCGGGGCGGGGCCCUGCGGGCGCUCGUGGCCGUGACUGUCGAGGACGCCAACGACCACGCGCCCGAGUUCCAGCAGCCCUGGUACGAGGUGGCCGUGAACGAGAGCGUGCCGGUGGGCACGGGCGUGCUGGCCGUCUCCGCGUCUGACCGCGACCAGGGGGAGAACGGCUACAUCACCUACAGCAUCGCCAGCCUUGGCCCGCUGCCUUUCGCCAUCAACCAGUUCACGGGCCUGGUCAGCACCACUGAGGAGCUGGACUUUGAGUCCUGCCCGGAAACCUACCGCUUCGUGGUGCGGGCCUCAGACUGGGGCGCGCCCUACCGGCACGAACGCGAGGUCAACGUCACGGUGCGCGUUCGCAAUGCCAAUGACAACCGGCCACUCUUUGAGAGGGUGGCCUGCCAGGGGGCCAUUGCCCAGGACUUCCCGGUAGGGGGCCACGUCACUGCCGUGUCUGCCAUCGACGUGGACGAGCUCGAGCUGGUCAAGUACCAGAUCCUCUCUGGCAAUGAGCUGGGCUUUUUCUACCUGAACCCGGACUCUGGGGUCCUACAGCUGAAGAAGUCCCUGGUGGACGCUGGCGCCCACAACGCCCACUUCGCGCUCAGGAUCACAGCGACCGACGGGGAGCACUUUGCGGACCCCACGUCUGUGAACAUCUCGGUCCUGCAGGGGAAGGCGCCUUCCAAGAGCUUCAGCUGCAGAGAGACCCGCGUGGCGCAGAGGCUGGCGGAGAAGCUGCUCAUGAAGGCCAAGGCCCAUGGGCGGCUGCAUCAGGGGGACGGGUUCCUGGACUUCUACGCUGCCAACAGGGAGGGCCCCCGCUUCGACAGAUCGCUCCCCUCGGACUUGGCGGUCAGGGAGGACCUGCCUGUGGGCGCCGCCGUCCUGAGGGUCCGGGCCUCCGACCCAGACGCCGGCUUCAAUGGGAAGGUGCUGUUCACCAUCGCCGAUGGCAACACGGACAGCUGCUUCAGCAUCGACAUGGACACCGGGCAGCUGACGGUGCUGAUGCCACUGGACCGUGAGCGCACGGACCUCUACCUCCUCAACAUCACCGCCUACGACCUGGGGACACCGCAGAGGGCUGCGUGGCGGCUGCUGACCGUCACCGUAGAGGAUGUGAAUGACAACAGCCCCGUGUUCCUGCAGGACGGCUACGCGGCCAGCGUGCCGGAGAGUGCGGGCGUCGGCACGCAGCUCAUCCAGGUGGAGGCCCGGGACCCGGACCAGGGCGCCAACGGGGAGGUGACCUACUCCCUGCUGACCGACGCCCGGCAGUUUGCCAUCAACAGCUCCACCGGCGUCGUGUACGUGGCCGACCAGCUGGACCGGGAGUCCAGAGCCAGCUACUCACUGAGGAUAGAAGCCAGGGACAGGGCAGACGGUGGGCAGCAGCUGUCCUCGGUGGCCACGCUGCGCGUGCUGCUGGACGACGUCAACGACUGUGCCCCGGCCUUCGUACCCCGUGGCUACCGCGCCAAGGUCCCGGAGGACCUCCCGGUGGGCACGGUCGUGGCCUGGCUAGAGACCCACGACCCGGACCUGGGCCCCGGGGGGCAGGUGCGCUACUCGCUGGUCAACGACGAGGGCGGGAGGUUCGAGGUGGACAGGGCCAGCGGGGCCGUGCGGCUGCGCCGGGAGCUGGACUACGAGAAGCAGCAGUUCUACAACCUGACGGUGCGCGCCAAGGACAAGGGCCGGCCCGUGUCCCUGUCCUCCGUGUCCUUUGUGGCGGUGGAGGUGGUGGACGUCAACGAGAACCUGCACGCGCCCCGCUUCCCGGACUUCGUGGUGCUGGGCUCGGUGCGGGAGGACGCGCGUGUGGGCAGCAGCGUGCUGCGGGUGGCCGCCCGCGACGAGGACCCGGGCCGGGACGGGGAGCUGCGCUACUCCAUCCGCGACGGCAGCGGCCUGGGCCGCUUCAGCAUCGACGAGGACUCUGGCGUCAUCUCCACGGCCGACGCGCUGGACCGCGAGGCGGCCGCCGCCUACUGGCUGACCGUGCACGCGGCCGACCGCGGCGCCGCGCCCCGGCACGCCCGCGUCGAGGUGUACCUGGCGGUCGAGGACGUCAACGACAACGCGCCGCUGCCCUCGGAGCCGCUGUACCGGCCCGCCGUGCCCGAGAACUCGCCGCGGGACGCGCCCGUCGUGCAGGUCCAGGCCGAGGACCCCGACCCCAGCUCGCGCGGGCGGCUGGCCUACCGCAUCGCCAGCGGGAACCCCCAGAACUUCUUCGCCAUCAACGGCCGGACAGGCCUGAUCUCCACGACCUCAAGGAAGCUGGACCGGGAGCAGCAGGCGGAGCACUUCCUGGAGGUGACCGUGACGGACGGCGGGCCCUCCCCCAAGCAGUCCACCGCCUGGGUGCUGGUGCGGGUCCUGGACGAGAACGACAACCGGCCGCAGUUCCCGCAGAAGGUGUACCAGGUGCGGCUGCCCGAGCGGGAGCGCCGGAGGCGGGCCGAGCCCAUCUACAGGGCCUUCGCCUUCGACCGGGACGAGGGCGCCAACGCCGAGAUCUCCUACAGCAUCGUGGACGGCAACGGGGACGGCAGGUUCUUCAUCGACCCCAAGACCGGCCUGGUCUCCUCCAGGAGGCAGUUCACGGCCGGCAGCUACGACAUCCUCACGAUCAAGGCGGUGGACAACGGGCGCCCCCAGAAGUCGUCCACCGCGCGCCUGCACAUUGAGUGGAUCAAGAGGCCGCCCCCCUCGCCCCUGCCCCUGGCCUUCGAGGAGCCCUUCUACAACUUCACGGUGAUGGAGAGCGACAGGGUGGCCGACAUCGUGGGCGUGGUGUCCGCGCAGCCGGCCGGCGCCCCGCUGUGGUUCGACAUCGUGGGGGGCAACUCUGACAGCGCUUUUGACGUGGAGAAGGGCGCCGGCACCAUCGUCAUCGCCAAGCCCCUGGACGCGGAGCUGCGGUCUGUCUACAACAUGACCGUGGAGGUCACAGACGGGACCAGCGUGGCCGUCACCCAGGUGCUCAUCAGAGUGCUGGACAGCAACGACAACGGCCCCGAGUUCUCCCAGGCGCACUACGACGUGACCAUCUCCGAGGACGCACUUCCCGACACGGAGAUCCUGCGGCUCGAGGCCACGGACAGGGACGAGCAGCACAGGCUGAGCUUCACGGUGCACAGCAGCCUGGACGCGAGCAGCAUGCGCAAGUUCCGCAUCGACCCCAGCUCCGGCGUGCUCUCCACAGCCGAGAGGCUGGACCACGAGGCCCAGGACAGGCACCUCCUGACCGUCAUGGUCCGGGACCAGGAGUUCCCGUACCGGAGGAGCCUGGCCCGCGUGACGGUGCACGUGGAGGACGCCAACGACCACAGCCCUUGCUUCCCCCACCCGCUGUACGAGGCGUCUGUGUUCGAGUCGGCUGCGCCCGGCUCGGCCGUGCUGCAGGUGACGGCGCUGGACAGAGACCGGGGCGAGAACGCCGAGCUGGUGUACAGCAUCGAAGCAGGGAACACGGGAAGCACAUUCAAGAUCGAGCCCGUCCUGGGCAUCAUCUCCGUCGCCAAGGAGCUGGACAUGGCGGCGAUGGGGCAGUUCGUCCUGUCAGUCAGGGCCACGGACCGGGGCUCCCCGCCCAUGUCCGCCACCACCAUCGUGCGUGUGUCCAUCACCAUGUCUGACAACGCCCGCCCCAGGUUCACGCCCAGGGACUACCAGGCCGAAGUGAGCGAGAAUGUGGACGUCGGGACCUCGGUGGUCCUGGUCUCCGCUGCCAGCCUGUCCACCCUGGUCUACGAGGUCAGGGACGGGAACGCGGGCGGGGUCUUCAGCAUAAACCCCUACUCAGGCGUCAUCAGCACACGGAAGGGCCUGGACUUUGAGCACACGCCCUCCUACCAGCUCACCGUGCAGGCCACCAACAUGGCGGGGAUGGCCGCCAACGCCACAGUCAGCAUCCAGGUGCUGGACGAGAAUGACAAUGCCCCGGGCUUCCUCUCUGCGCGGUUCUCAGGCCGCCUCAGCGAGGCCGCCCCGGUGGGCAGUGUCGUGGGGGGCCCGGACGGCCGCCCCCUGGUGAUCCGCGCCUCCGACGCCGACAGCGGCCGCAACGCUCUGCUCGUGUACCAGAUCCUGGAGCCCGCGGCCAGGGAGGUCUUUGCCGUAGACGCCAGCACCGGCGCCGUGAGGACCAUCGCCCCCCUGGACCACGAGAGUGUCGCCCGCUUUCUCUUCCACGUGCACGUGCGGGACAGCGGCAGCCCCCAGCUGGCCGCCGAGAGCCCUGCGGAGGUGAGCGUGGAGGUGGCGGACGAGAAUGACAGCCCGCCCGCCUUCACCCAGGCCGCGCCCGAGGCCAUCCUGCUCCUGCCCACCUACGUGGGUGUGGAGGUCCUGACCGUCAGCGCCACAGACCCUGACUCCGAGGUGCCCCUAGAGCUGACCUACAGCCUCGCAGAGGGCGGCUCGGGCCACUUCCUGAUGGACGCCGACAGCGGGGUGCUCACCGUCAGCAACAGCAGCCUGACCAAGGACCACUACGUGCUGGUGGUCAGGGUGUCGGAUGGGAAGUUCUCCAGCAUGGCCACGGUCACAGUCCUGGUCAAGGAGGCCAUGGACAGUGGCCUCCGCUUCACGCAGAGCCUAUACUCCGCCUCUGUCCCCGAGAACAGCACCAACGUGACCAAGGUCGCCGUCGUGACUGCUGUGGGGAGCCGCCUCAACGAGCCCCUGCGGUACAGCAUCUUGAACCCCGGAAACAAGUUCAGGAUAAAACCCACCUCGGGGGUCAUCCAGACCACAGGUGUCCCCCUUGAUCGCGAGGAGCGGGAGUCCUACGAGCUGGUGGUGGAGGCCAGCCGCGAGCUGGGCCGCCUGCACGUGGCCCGGGUGGUGGUCAGGGUCAGCGUGGAAGAUGCCAACGACAACCCGCCGGUAUUCGUGGGCCUCCCCUACUACGCUGCCGUGCAGGUGGACGCCGCACCAGGGACGCUCAUCUACCAGGUGACCGCCGUCGACAAAGACAAGGGCGCAAACGGAGCCGUGACCUACGUCCUGCAGGACGACUAUGGCCACUUUGAGAUCAAUCCCCACUCGGGGGAUGUCACCCUAAAGGAGGCCUUCGAUGCCGACCUCUCCAGCAUUGAGUACGGCGUCACCAUCCUGGCCAGCGACGGCGGGGAGCCCUCCUUGUCCACCUCCGUGGAGCUGCCCGUCACCGUCGUCAACAAGGCCAUGCCCGUGUUCGAUCGGCCCUUCUACACCGUGUCCGUGGACGAGGACGUGGGCCUGGACACGCCGGUGCUGAGUGUCAAUGCUAGCAGCCCCGAGGGCCAGGGCCUCGUGUACGUCCUGGUGGACGGGGACCCGCUCGGCCAGUUCAGUCUGGGCUUCGACACCGGCGUCCUGCGGGUGGUCAGCCCCCUGGACUAUGAGGUCAUGCCCGCAUACAGACUGACGGUGCGAGCCAGCGACACUCUCACGGGCGCCAAGGCCGAGGUGGCUGUGGAUGUGCUGGUGAGAGACGUGAACGACAACCCACCGGUCUUCGCGCAGCCCGCGUACAACGCCACGCUGUCCGAGGCGGCGCUGGUGGGCACGCCCGUCCUGCAACUGGCCGCCAGCGACGCGGACGCGGCCCACAACCGGGCUGUGCACUACCAGAUUGUGCAGGCCUCGCACAACGGCUCCGACCACUUCCACGUGGACGGCGCGAGCGGCCUGAUCCUGACGGCCCGGGCGCUGGACCGCGAGGCGCUGCCACACUGCACACUGCAGGUGCGGGCGGCCGACGGCGGCGUCCCUCCGCUGAGCAGCGAGGUCCUGGUGCACGUGCACGUCAUGGACGUGAACGACAAUGCACCUGCGUUUGACCAGCUCGUCUACGAGGCCUACGUGAGCGAGCUGGCACCCCGGGGCCACUUCGUGACCCGCGUGCAGGCCUGGGACGCGGACAGCUCCGACGCCGACCGGCUGGAGUACAGCAUCUUGUCUGGCAACGACCGGGCGGGCUUCCUGAUGGACGCCAGGAGCGGCGUCCUCUCCCUGUCUGGCCACCGGAAGCAGCGCAUGGAGCCCCUGUACAGCCUCAACGUGUCCGUGUCCGACGGGCUGUUCGCCGGCACCGCGCAGGUGCACGUCAGGGUGCUCGGGGCCAACCUGCACAGCCCGGCCUUCGCCCAGACCACGCAGGUGGCCGAGCUGAGGGAAAACGCGGCCCCGGGGACCAAGGUGGCCCUCGUCCGCGCCACAGAUGAGGACCCGGGCCCCUUCGGGCAGCUCAGCUAUGCCAUCCUCAGCGACUUCGCCAGAGACCGGUUCCUGGUGGAUGGCAGUGGGCAGCUCGUGACCACCGAGCGGCUGGACCGGGAAAACCCCCUGGAGGCGGACGUCAGCAUCCCCCUGAGGGCGCUGGAUGGUGGGGGGAGGGUGGCCUUCUGCGCCGUGCGGGUGAUCGUGCUGGACGAGAACGACAAUGCGCCCCAGUUCGCGGCCGUGGAGUACCGGGCCAGCGUCAGGGCAGACGUGGGCAGUGGCCACCUGGUCGCCCAGGUUCAGGCCACAGACCCCGAUGACGGUGCCAACGCCAGGCUCACGUACUCCCUGUACAGCGAAGCCUCGGUCUCCGUGGCCGACCUCCUGGAGAUCGACCCCGACAGCGGCUGGCUGGUCACCAAGGGCAGCUUCCAGCAGCUGCGGAGCACGGUGCUGUCUUUCUUCGUCAGGGCGGUGGACGGGGGCGUCCCGGUCAGGCACUCGCUCGUGCCCGUCUAUGUCCACGUCGUGGCUCCAGAGACGCCGCUGCCCUCCUUCCCCCAGCCCCAGUACUCCUUCUCCGUGCCGGAGGACGCCCCCCUCGGGAGCGCGGUGGACACACUGCGCAUCCUGCCCGGCCACAGCGCCAGGUUCAGCACCGUCAACGGGGAGCGGCCAGAGCACAAUGGGGGCGGCGUCUUCGUCAUAGAGCCAGACACGGGCACCCUCAAACUCGACCAGCGGCUUGACCACGAGGCCACCCCAGCCUUCCACUUCAAGGUGGCGGCCACCGUCCCCCAGGACACAGUGGACGUGGUGGUCACCGUGGACGUGGACGUCAGGGUGCUGGACCUGAACGACAACAGGCCGGUCUUUGACAGCGCGCGCUACGAGGCUGUGGUCAUGGAGGGCAUGCCCGCGGGCACCCAGCUCGCGCAGGUGCGGGCCGCCGACCCGGACGGGGGUGCCAACGGGCAGGUCACCUACGCCCUGCUCGCGGACGCGCAGCCCGCGGCCGCCCUGGAGGCGUUCGCCAUCGACAGCAGCACGGGCUGGAUCAGCACGCUGAAGGCCCUGGACCAUGAGGCCGGCCCCGCCUUCACCUUCACCGUGGUGGCCGCCGACCUGGGGGAGGCCUUCUCGCUGUCCUCCACCGCCUCGGUGUCCGUGCGGGUGACCGACGUCAACGACAACCCGCCCGUCUUCGCCCGGGAGCUGUGCCGGGGGGAGGUGAAGGAGAGCGACCCCCCAGGCCAGGUGGUCGCCGUGCUCAGCACGCGGGACAGGGACAGCUCCGACGCCAACCGCCAAGUCAGCUACCACAUCACAGGCGGGGACCCGCGCGGGAGCUUCGCGCUGGGGCUGGUGCAGGGCGAGUGGAAGGUGUACGUGAAGCGGCCGCUGGACAGAGAGGAGCAGGGCCUCUACCUGCUCAACGUCACCGCCACCGACGGGCUGUUCGUCUCCCGGGCCGCGGUGGAGGUGGCCGUCACCGACGUGAACGACAACAGCCCCGUCUGCGACCAGGUCACGUACACAGCUUCCUUCCCCGAAGACAUUGCCCCCGACGAGGUGCUCCUGCGGGUGGGCGCCCGGGACGCCGACGCUGGGGCCAACGGGGAGAUCCGAUACUCGCUCCACGGGCCUGGAAACGAUGAAUUUUUUCUAGAUCCAGAAACUGGGGAGCUGAAGACCCUGGCGCCCCUGGACCGGGAGAGGGUCCCCGUGUACAGCCUGGUCGCCAGGGCCACCGACGGGGGCGGCAGGUCCUGCGAGUCCCGGCUGAGCCUGCACCUGCAGGAUGUGAACGACAACCCCCCAGUCUUCUCCGCCGCCCGCUACGAGGCCUGCGUCUACGAGAACACGGCCCCCAAGGCGCUGGUGGCCCGGGUACAGGCCGUGGACCCCGACCUGGGCGCCAACCGGAGCGUGACCUACUCGCUGGCCGACUCGGCGGGCGGCGUCUUCUCCAUCGACGGCGCGUCCGGCCUGGUGAUCCUGGAGCGGCCGCUGGACCGGGAGCUGCAGCCCUCCUACAGCGUCCGCGUGCAGGCGAGCGACCAGGGCCCCGGCCCCGCCCUGUCCUCCCUGGCCACCCUGGCCAUCACCGUCCUGGACGUCAACGACAACCCCCCCGUGUUCGAGCGGCGGGACUACCUGGCGGCCGUGGCCGAGGACACGGCCCCGGGCACCCCAGUCCUCACCGUCUUUGCCGCCAGCAGAGACAUCGGCACCAACGCCGAGAUCACCUACCUCGUCCGCUCGGGGAACGAGCUUGGCAAGUUUGGGAUCCACCCGCGGACAGGGGGCAUCUCCGUCUCUGAGGCCCUGGACUAUGAGUCCUGCAAGAAGUUUUACCUGGUGGUAGAAGCCAAAGACGGGGGCACCCCGGCCCUCAGCGCCCUGGCCACAGUCAGCAUCGAGCUCACGGAUGUGAACGACAACCCGCCCGCCUUCAGCCAGGACGUGUACAGCGCGGUCGUCAGCGAGGACGCCGCAGUCGGGGCCUCCGUCGUCCUGCUGCUCGCCGAGGAUGCGGACAGCCCGCCCAACGCGCAGAUCCGCUUCUCCAUUGCGGGUGGUGAUCGGGACGAGGAGUUUGCCGUGGAUCCUGUCCUGGGACUCGUGAGGGUCAAGAAGAAACUGGACCGGGAGCGGGUGUCUGGAUACUCGCUGCUGGUCCGGGCCGUGGACAGCGGCCUUCCCACCAUGUCGGCCACCACCACCGUCAACAUCGACAUCUCCGACGUGAACGACAAUGGGCCGGUGUUCACACCCACCAACUACACGGCCGUGAUCCAGGAGAACCAGCCGGUGGGCACCAGCGUGGUGCAGCUGGUGGUGGCCGACAGGGACUCCUUCCACAACGGGCCGCCCUUCUCCUUCGGCAUCCUGUCGGGGAACGAGCAGCAGGCCUUCGCCGUGGACCCGCGGGGCACGCUGCGCUCGGCCGUGGUGUUCCGGCAGGCCCAGGCGCCCGAGUUCCUGCUGUGCGUGCAGGCCGUGGACUCGGGCCGGCCGCCGCAGGCCUCGCACACCUAUGUGCACGUGCGGGUCAUCCAGGAGAGCGUGCACAGGCCCACGGCCACGCCCCUGGAGGUCUUCGUCGUGGCCCUGGAGGACGACUUCCCCGGGGGCGUCAUUGGCCAGGUCCACGCCGCCGACCAGGACGCCUACGACACGCUCACCUUCACGCUAACGUCGGAGCAGAAGAGCCUGUUCAAGGUGGACAGCCGCGACGGGCGCAUCACGGCCCUGGGCGGCCUGGACAGCGGCAAGUACGUGCUGAACGUGUCCGUGAGCGACGGCCGCUUCCAGGUGCCGGUGGGCGUGGUGGUGCACGUGGAGCAGCUGGCGCGCGAGAUGCUGCCGCACACGGUCACGCUGCGCCUGGAGGACGUGUCCCCCGAGGACUUCGUGGGGCUGCACCUGCACGGCUUCCGGCGCGCGCUGCGGGCCGCGGUGCUCACGCAGAAGCAGGACAGCCUGCGCAUCGCCAGCAUCCAGCCCGCGCCCGGCGCACGCCAGCUGGACAUGCUGUUCGCCGUGGAGAGGCGCCCCCGCGACUUCUACAAGCCGGCCUACCUGAUCCAGAAGCUGUCGGGCGCGCGGCGGCACCUGGAGAGCACCGUGCGCAUUGCCGCCAUCCUGGAGAAGAACUGCUCGGGGCUGGACUGCCAGGAGCAGCACUGCGAGCAGACGCUGUCGCUGGACUCGCACGCGCUGCUGACCUACAGCACGGCACGCACCAGCUUCGUGUGCCCGCGCUUCCACAGGAGCGCGCGCUGUGCCUGCAACGGAGGACUGUGUCCGGGCGCCGACGACCCCUGCGUGGAGAAGCCGUGUCCGGGAGACAUGCAGUGCGUGGGCUACGAGGCCAGCCCGCGGCCGUUCCUGUGCCAGUGUCCCCCGGGGAAGCUCGGCGAGUGCUCAGGACACUCGUCGCUCAGCUUCGCGGGCAACAGCUACAUCAAGUACCGGCUCUCGGAGGACAGCAGGGAGGAGGCCUUCCGGCUGGCGCUGCGGCUGCGCACCCUGCAGGGCUCCGGGGUCGUCAUGCACACGCGCGCCGGCCCCUGCCUCACCCUCAAGAUCGUGGACGGCAAGCUGUGGUUCCAGCUGGACUGCGGCACGGGCCCGGGCAUCCUGGGCAUCUCGGGCCGCGCGGUCAACGACGGCAGCUGGCACUGGGUGUCCCUGGAGCUCAACCGCAACUCCACCAGCCUGUCCCUGGACGACAGCUACGUGGAGCGCCGCCGCGCGCCCCUCUACUUCCAGAAGCUGCGCGCUGACACGGCCGUGUACUUCGGGGCGCAGGUGCAGGUGGGCGGCGCGGCGGAGGCGCGGGCCGCACCGGUGCUGAGCGGCUUCCAGGGUUGCCUGGACGCCGUGGUGCUCAACGGCCACGAGCUGCCGCUGCAGAACAAGCGCAGCAGCUUCGCCGAGGUGGUGGGCCUGACCGAGCUCCGGCUGGGCUGCGUGCUCUACCCCGACGCCUGCGCGCGCGGCCCAUGCCAGCACGGGGGCAGCUGCAGCGGCCUGCCGUCGGGAGGCUACCAGUGCGCCUGCCUCUCCCACUUCACCGGGAGGAACUGCGAGGCGGAGGUCACGGCCUGCUUCCCCAACCCAUGCCGCAACGGCGGCUCCUGCCACGUGGCGGGCGGCGCCUUCACCUGCAGCUGCGGCGCGGGCCUCACGGGCCUCAGGUGCGAGGACGACGUGGACGAGUGCGCGCGCGAGGAGUGCGAGAACGGGGGCGCCUGCGUGAACGUGUUCGGUUCCUUCGCCUGCAACUGCACGCGUGGCUUCGUGGGCCCGCGCUGCGCGCUGCGGCCAGUGCUCGUGCCCGACAUCCGGGCCGGCCAGGCCUACGUGGGCAAGGAGGAGCUGGUGGGCCUCGCCACGGUGCUGCUGGUCAUCCUGGUGCUGGUGGCGGUGUUCGCCGCCUUCCGCAGGAAGGUCUUCCGCAAGCACUACUCGCGCAACAACAUCGCGCUGGUGCGGGACCCCGCGGCCGCCGCGCUGCUGCGCAAGACCAACGGCGCAGCCUUCCGCGGCCUGCGCGCCGGGGAGCCCCCGCAGGUGCCCGUGCGCCCCAUGGCCUACACGCCCUGCUUCCAGAGCGACUCCAGGGGCAACCUGGACAAGGCCGCCGACGCGCUGGGGGCCGAGCACCAGGAGAUGACCACCUUCCACCCCGAGUCGCCACGCAUCCUGCCGGCGCGCCGCGGCGUGGUGGUGUGCAGCGUGGCGCCCAACCUGCCCACCGUGUCGCCCUGCCGCUCGGACUGCGACUCCAUCCGCAAGGGCGGCUGGGACGCGGGCCCCGACAUCCACCAGGACAGAGGGGCCGAGGACCCCGGGGACGGGACGUGCUUCUCAGGCAGCAACAAGGGCAGCAGCUCGGAAGUGCAGUCCCUGAGCUCUUUCCAGUCGGACUCGGGAGAUGACAACGCCUCCAUAGUGACUGUCAUUCAGCUUGUCAGCAAUGUCGUUGACACUAUAGAGGACGAAGUGUCCAUCGUGGAUCAAGGACAGAACUACAACCGAGCCUACCACUGGGACACGUCGGACUGGAUGCCGGGGGCCCGCCUGCCGGACAUCGAGGAGGCGCCGCACUACGAGGGCCCCGAGGGGACGCCGGCGGCCGGGGCAGCGCGGGAGCUGGACAGCGAGUACUACCUGGGCGGCUACGACGUGGACAGUGAGUACCCGCCGCCGCCCGAGGAGGACUUCCUGAGCCAGGACCAGCUGCCGCCGCCGCUGCCCAGGGACGGCCCCGACCAGGACGAGGCCCUGGCCCUGGCCAGGCCGCUGAGCCCGGGCUGCCGCCGCCGGCCACACUUCCACCCCAGCCAGUACCUGCCGCCCCACCCCUGCCCCCACGACGCCCCCGACCCCACCACCUGCCCCUUCAGCACGUUCGCAGGGAGUCUGCCCAGGGCCCCGGAGCCGGCCGCCCCCCCAGCGGCGACCCUGUCCUUGCACAACCCCAGAGGCGCCUGGGCCCCGGACGUGUCCUCCAGCUGCGGCCUGGACGGGCCCGGGCUGGCCGUGGGUGACAGUGGGGGUGGGAGCGAGCCCGGCUGCCACCUGCCCUUCCUGGAGACGCAGCACCAGACCCAGGUGUGAGGUCAGCCCGGGA
This is a messenger RNA of Talpa occidentalis (Iberian mole), 13903 nucleotides long. RefSeq names its product FAT atypical cadherin 3 (gene FAT3). Gene Ontology annotation, molecular function: calcium ion binding. Gene Ontology annotation, cellular component: cell-cell junction; plasma membrane. Gene Ontology annotation, biological process: homophilic cell-cell adhesion. The record is from RefSeq and is a predicted model, not a curated record. NCBI's taxonomy places the organism in Eukaryota, Metazoa, Chordata, Mammalia, Eulipotyphla, Talpidae.